UCCUAUUAUCUCACGAAAGAAUUAAUGUUUCACGAAUCAAGCAACUAGUAAAUGCUUGUUGAAUUUAAUCGACUAAGGAAUUAUUUCAUCCUCAAGAAGGUUUCCUGCUAUCAGCAACCCUUGCAGUCAACGUCAAAGUAGGUCCCCACCCGGCAGGGCAGGGCUGGGCAGGGUACAAGGAACUAUGACUAAGCACUGUAUGGCCCGUGCUGAGAGUUGAGAACCCACACGAGCUGGGGCCUCCAGUUGCUUCCCCACUUCGCUCCAUCUUUUCUGCCACUUUCUCCCGUUUGCAAGAGUCUGGUACUCGCCCUUCCAAUAUCAUAACAUUCCAUGGGCUCCAGAUGUCUCAGAGGUGCUGGAUACUGUGACGUCACACACUCGGGCAGAGCCGUCUCAAUCCCUAAAGGGUACCUGUGAGGUUAGGCCUCGCAGGCUAUUGCAGGCCCUAAAAAAGUACGCCUUAAGGAGGAAGGCCCUCCGGAGAGGCAGCUGACCGUUUUCAAGCCCAGGGAGUCUAGAGCUCAGGGGUGGGGCGAAAGGGUGACGGAAGAAGGAGGAAAAUCUAGGGCCAAGGGGCGGUGCUUCGGUUCUUUCGGGUUGAGGGGCGGGCCAGGCUGCGUAGUGACGUUACACGCCGGGGCGGGCGGGGGCGGGGCGAAGGCACUGGUGUUGCUGAGAGUGGGGGAGUUGGUACCUCAUUCCCGGGUGGAGCCGGAGCUGGAGACAGGAGCUCGUGUGAGGCUUCAGGACAAAAAUGUUUCAUUUACGGACUUGUGCUGCUAAAUUGAGGCCAUUGACGGCCUCACAGACUGUUAAGACACUUUCACAAAACAGGCCAGCAGCAGCUAGGACGUUUCAACAAAUUAGGUGCUAUGGUGCACCUGUGGCUGCUGAGCCCUUUUUGAGUGGGACUAGUUCAAAUUAUGUGGAGGAAAUGUACUAUGCUUGGUUGGAAAACCCCAAAAGUGUACAUAAGUCAUGGGACAUAUUCUUUCGAAAUGCCAAUGCUGGAGCCCCGCCUGGCACUGCCUACCAAAGCCCCCCACCCCUGAGUGGUGCCUUGUCAGCACUGACCCAAGCCCAAUCCCUGGUUCAUGCCCAGCCGAAUGUAGAUAAGCUUGUGGAAGACCAUCUUGCAGUUCAAUCUCUCAUCAGGGCAUAUCAGAUUCGAGGGCACCAUGUAGCACAGCUGGAUCCCCUGGGAAUUUUGGAUGCUGAUCUGGACUCCUCCGUUCCAGCUGAUAUUAUCUCAUCCACAGACAAACUUGAUCUCGCAGUUUUCCAGGAGCGACUCCGAAUGCUAACUGUAGGAGGGUUUUAUGGAUUGGACGAAUCGGACCUCGACAAGGUUUUCCACUUGCCCACUACUACUUUUAUUGGAGGAAAGGAGUCUGCUCUCCCACUCCGAGAGAUCAUUCGACGGCUAGAGAUGGCUUAUUGCCAACACAUUGGAGUGGAAUUCAUGUUUAUCAAUGACCUGGAACAGUGCCAGUGGAUCAGACGGAAAUUUGAGACUCCGGGCAUCAUGCAGUUUACAAAUGAGGAGAAGCGUACUCUACUAGCAAGGCUGGUUCGCUCUACCAGGUUUGAAGAAUUCUUGCAACGAAAAUGGUCAUCUGAGAAACGUUUUGGCUUAGAAGGUUGUGAAGUGUUGAUACCGGCCCUGAAGACUAUAAUUGACAAGUCAAGUGAAAAUGGAGUGGAUUAUGUGAUCAUGGGAAUGCCACACAGAGGGCGCCUGAAUGUGCUUGCAAAUGUGAUCAGGAAGGAACUGGAGCAGAUUUUCUGUCAAUUUGAUUCAAAAUUGGAGGCGGCUGAUGAGGGUUCUGGAGAUGUGAAGUAUCACUUGGGCAUGUAUCACCGGAGGAUUAACAGAGUAACAGACAGAAACAUCACGCUGUCCUUGGUGGCAAAUCCUUCUCACUUAGAGGCUGCUGAUCCAGUGGUUAUGGGAAAAACCAAAGCUGAACAAUUUUAUUGUGGGGAUACGGAAGGAAAGAAGGUGAUGUCCAUCCUUAUACAUGGAGAUGCUGCAUUUGCUGGGCAGGGUAUUGUAUAUGAGACAUUCCACUUGAGUGACCUUCCUUCCUACACUACACAUGGCACUGUACACGUGGUAGUUAACAAUCAGAUUGGCUUUACCACAGACCCUCGUAUGGCCCGUUCUUCUCCAUACCCUACUGAUGUGGCCCGAGUGGUAAAUGCACCAAUUUUCCAUGUGAAUGCCGAUGACCCUGAAGCAGUUAUGUAUGUGUGCAAUGUGGCUGCUGAGUGGAGAAGCACUUUUCAUAAGGAUGUGGUUGUGGAUUUGGUAUGUUACAGACGUAAUGGUCACAACGAAAUGGAUGAGCCUAUGUUCACUCAGCCCCUCAUGUACAAACAAAUCAGAAAACAGAAACCUGUAUUGCAGAAAUAUGCUGAGACCCUAGUGUCACAAGGAGUGGUAAAUCAGCCUGAAUAUGAGGAGGAGAUUUCCAAGUAUGACAAGAUCUGUGAGGAGGCCUUUGCCAGAUCUAAAGAUGAGAAGAUCCUACACAUCAAGCAUUGGCUUGACUCACCCUGGCCUGGUUUUUUUACUCUAGAUGGACAGCCCAGGAGUAUGUCUUGUCCUUCAACUGGUCUAACUGAAGAGGUUCUGACACACAUAGGAAAUGUAGCCAGCUCUGUUCCUGUAGAGAAUUUUACCAUUCAUGGGGGCUUGAGACGGAUUCUAAAAACCCGUGGAGAAAUGGUAAAGAAUCGAACAGUAGACUGGGCCCUUGCUGAAUACAUGGCUUUCGGCUCACUCCUGAAAGAUGGAAUCCACAUUCGGCUCAGUGGCCAGGAUGUUGAACGGGGAACCUUCAGCCAUCGUCACCAUGUGCUACAUGACCAGAAUGUAGACAAGAAAAUCUGCAUUCCCAUGAACCACCUUUGGCCCAACCAGGCUCCAUAUACAGUCUGCAACAGUUCUCUGUCUGAAUAUGGAGUUUUAGGCUUUGAGCUGGGCUUUGCUAUGGCAAGUCCUAAUGCCCUUGUCCUUUGGGAGGCUCAGUUUGGUGACUUCCACAACACUGCUCAGUGUAUCAUUGACCAGUUCAUUUGCCCAGGACAGGCCAAGUGGGUUCGACAGAAUGGCAUUGUGUUGCUACUCCCCCAUGGCAUGGAAGGAAUGGGUCCAGAACAUUCAUCAGCUAGACCAGAGAGGUUUCUGCAGAUGUGCAAUGAUGAUCCAGAUGUCUUCCCUAAACUUGAUGACUUUGAUGUGCGUCAACUCUAUGACUGCAACUGGAUUGUUGUUAAUUGUUCCACUCCUGCCAACUUUUUCCAUGUCCUCCGACGACAGAUCUUGCUGCCCUUCCGGAAGCCGUUGAUCGUCUUCACUCCAAAGUCACUGCUGCGUCACCCUGAAGCCAGGUCCAACUUUGAUGACAUGCUUCCAGGCAGCAGUUUCCAGCGUAUUAUCCCAGACAAUGGUCCUGCUUCCCAGAACCCAGAGAAAACCAAGAGACUUCUCUUCUGUACCGGCAAGGUGUAUUAUGACCUUACUCGAGAGCGACAAGCCAGAAACAUGGAGGCAGAUGUGGCUAUCACCAGGAUUGAGCAGCUCUCCCCCUUCCCCUUCGACCUCUUGCAGAAGGAAGUGCUGAAGUACCCUAAUGCAGAGCUGGCCUGGUGCCAGGAAGAACAUAAAAAUCAGGGUUACUAUGACUACGUGAAGCCAAGACUUCGCACGACCAUAGACCGAGCCAAGCCUGUCUGGUAUGCUGGGCGCGACCCCGCUGCUGCCCCAGCCACAGGCAACAAGAAGACACACCUGACAGAGCUGCAGCGUCUCCUGGAUACUGCUUUCAAUCUGGACUCUUUCAAGGGCUUAUUCUAGGCCUUGGCCUCAGCUACUUGGACCCUACCUUCUGUCUGUCUGUAUAUCCAUAUCUGCCACUCACUUCUCUUAACUCCAGACUAGAUCAACUAAAGUGUGGCGCCCAGCUUCUGCCCCAAAUCUCUGCUUCUUCUUUUUGUCCUGCAUAUUCCUAUCUAUGCUCCUCCUCUCCCCUCCAAAGCUGUUCUCUUAGAAAUUGAAGUUGUCAUUUCUCUAUCAAAUAGUCUUCCUCAUUCAUCACCACCAAAUGUUCAACAGUUCCUAAUUUUAUGACUGUCUUGGCUUUCUGUGAAGGUGAAUAGCUUUGUGGAAUAGCACCUUCUGCAGAAGCAGCAGUGAGGAAGGGGCUACUGCUGUCAUCACCCUUCUAAGGACCCUUAACCUUACCAGGCAAAAAGCCUUUGUGUCAGAUAUUUCCACUCCCUGUCUUGGUAAAAUUUCACCCCCCACAAUGCAAAGGAGGAACUUUGGGUUCCCCUUAUGCUGAAAAUAAUCCCUAGCAAAAGAAGAGUCUCUUUACUUCAGGAUUGGGAUUUUUCUAUAGCUAAACCCAGAAAGAUUAUCCAAAAGGAAAGAAAUUGUUCCCAAGAGCUGGAUUUUGCCAUGUUCUUCUAAUUGAGACUCAGAUGAUACCCAGUCAUAGCAGGGAGAUGGACUCCAUUAGCUAUCAAGCUUAAGAGGAAAGAUGAUAAGUCCAGGUUGAGUCAGUCCCAGAAUCCAAAACAGGUGGCCCAUUAGUUUCUUUCCUCUAGUAUAUAGUUGUCCCUCAUUUAUUUUCCUCUGUGCAAUCCCUCCUAAGCUUAUUGCAUGUGAUCUGCAUGUCCCAAUCUUUCAUAUUUUAGUGACCAGGAAUAGCUUCAGCCUUUGCUGCUUCUGCCCUUUUUUCAGCAUUGACUAUUCUUCAUGUCACAGAAUUGGCAAAACAGUGUCCCUUUCUGGCACCUAAGUCUUUCAUACUGCUGCCUUUGUCACAAAUAUGUACAGCUUUGUUUUGGGGGUGGAAUCUGGAGCAUAGAGCCACAGGUUAUGUACAUCAUGUGAAUAAUGACUUUUCUAUUGAAGUUAGCCUUAGUCUUUGGCCAGAAAGUUUUCCCUUCUCUUUCCGCAGCCCAUUGGGUAUGUGUUGCUCUGAAAUCUGACUUGGUAUAUGAACCUAGCCAUGGCCUUUUUGCUUGUUUUCUUACCACCUCUUUCCUUUCCAAUGCCUCUUUUUUCCUCCCCUACUUCUUCCUCCUUUAAUUUAAAAAAAGGGAGUAGGGGUGAGAUAGAGACUUUCUGAUGCAUCCUUUCCUGUGCCAAAGCAAAAGGUAGCAGGAGGUGGGAGCUGAGGGGUAGGAGCAGGGGCAGAAAUUGAUGACUGCUCCUUGUCAUCACUUUGAUUCUUCACAGUGACAGAUCUGAUUUAUUUAUUUUGGUUAAAAAACAACAGCUUUUCAUUGUAUUUGGCUUCACCAAUAAAAUAAAAAAUUAUCCUGGG
Molecule: messenger RNA, 5342 nt
Organism: Antechinus flavipes (yellow-footed antechinus)
Lineage: Eukaryota; Metazoa; Chordata; Mammalia; Dasyuromorphia; Dasyuridae
Gene: OGDH
Product: oxoglutarate dehydrogenase
Exons: 24
Coding region: 758-3865 (1035 amino acids)
Biological process (GO): tricarboxylic acid cycle
Cellular component (GO): oxoglutarate dehydrogenase complex; mitochondrion
Molecular function (GO): thiamine pyrophosphate binding; oxoglutarate dehydrogenase (succinyl-transferring) activity
Source: RefSeq, a predicted model, not a curated record